AUGCCAAUUUACAUGGAGGAAAUCGCUGAUGGAUUUCGUGGAAAGAAUCGUACUGAUGUGCCUCCGCAUAUUUUUGCGGUCACCGAUGCUGCUUACCGGAACAUGCUACAAAAUCGUGAAGAUCAAAGCAUCCUUUGCACCGGAGAAUCUGGAGCCGGCAAGACGGAGAACACGAAGAAAGUUGGUGGCCGCGAAUCUUUCGUCCGCUCGCAAACUGCAGAACAAGCCGAAUUCACCGCUGAAGCCAUUGCAAAAGCAUGUUAUGAGCGUCUGUUCCGAUGGCUAGUUCAACGAAUCAAUCGCUCAUUGGACCGUACUCGUCAGAAUACAACAUCUUUCAUUGGAAUACUUGACAUUGCUGGCUUCGAAAUCUUUGAGAAGAAUGGCUUUGAACAGCUCUGCAUCAACUACUGCAACGAGAAGCUUCAGCAGCUCUUCAACCACCAUAUGUUCAUCCAAGAGCAAGAGGAGUACAAGCGCGAAGGAGUGAAGUGGAAUUUUGUCGACUUCGGACACGAUCUGCAGCCCACAAUUGAUUUGAUUGACAAGAAUAUGGGGGUAAUGGCUUUGCUCGAUGAUACCUGUCUGUUCCCAAAGGCGGAUGACAAGAAUUUUGUCGAAAAGUUGAUCGGACAACACAAAGACCACGCAAAGUUUAUUCCACCAGAGGCUCGAUCAAAAGGCGCCUUUGCUCUGAUGCAUUACGCUGGUCGUGUCGAUUAUUCGGCUGAUGGAUGGCGAAUGAAGAACAUGGAUCCGUUGAACGACAAUGUCGUAGACCUUUUGCAGCACAGUUCGGAUCAAAUCGUCGCCGAAAUGUGGAAACAUGCUGAGUUAAUGCUUGAACAUCUUGCCGUCGAUACGGCCAUCAUUGGCAAAACAAAAGUCUUUUUUAAAGCGGGACAAUUGGCGAUCCUUGAACAAAUGCGCGAUGAAAAGAUCACAAACCUGAUCGUCGCUUUUCAGGCACAUUGCCGCGGCAACUUGGCUAGACGGGAGUUUAAGCGUCGCACGGAACAAGCAAAUGCGAUUCGAAUCAUUCAGAGGAACGGACUUGCAUGGAUGAAACUUCGAGGAUGGCACUGGUGGCGCUUGUUGAUGAAAAUGAAGCCUCUUCUGGAAAUCACAAAGACGGACGAGGUUAUUGCCGAGAAAGAUGACGCCAUCAAAAACAUGUCCGAGAAGUUGCGUCGCAGUGAGGUCUACAUUGAUGAUUGUGGAAAGCGAAUUGAAGUUUUGAACGAAGAUCGUGCCCGCUUGCAACAACGCUUGGAACUUGAAACAGCAGAACGAACGGAUGCCGAUGAAGAACGUCAACGACUCAAUGCAAAGAAAACAGAACUUGAAGAGGAACUAAUGCACAUCUCUGAGCAAAUGAAGCAGGAAAUGGCCAAGGCAUCCAGAUUCGAGUCCGAAAAGAAGAAGCUGCAGACUGACAUCAGAGACUUGGAGGUGCAACUGUCGGCUGAAGAGAACACUCGUCACAAACUCAUCCAGGAACGCACGUCGUUUGAGAAGAAGCUUAGGGACUUGGAGCUGACGCAAGCUGAGAUGCAGGAAUCAAAUGCAAGGUUGACAAAGGAAAAGCGCUCGUUGGAAGCACGUGUGCAACAACUUCAAGAAAAGCUAAUCGACGAAGAAGAGCGCCACAAGAACAUCCAGAAAGUGAACGGCAAAACCGAAACGGAUUUGGCUGCACUGCAAGAAAAUGCUAGGCGUGAAACGGGUACUCUUCUGAAGAAAAUCAGCGCCUUAGAGAUGGAACUGGCUGACGCAAAGGAGUUAAUUGAAGAGGAAAAGCGCAACCGCAAUCUCAUCGCUUCAAAGUUGCGCACCAAAGAUGAGGAGUACCGUGCAAUGGAGGAGCAACACGAUGAUUUGCAGCGAGAUCGUGAUCGGUUAAACAAAGAAAAUUUCGCCCUGAAGCAAAAAGAAGCCGAAUUGCAAAAGAAAAUCGAUCUGGACGCCGAGGAGAAGUUUGAAGAUCUUCGCAAGAAAUUGAGCCGAGACCUCGAAGACGCAUUGGAUCGCUUGAAGAAAGAAGAGCUGGCUCGAGAAAAAGCAGAACGAUCCAAAAAGAAACUCAUCCAAGAGAACGAAGACUUGAUGAAUGAGGUGGGAUUGAGCAAUGCUGCUCUUUCGGAGGCCCAGCGCCAACAACGCAAGCACGAUCAGCUUCUUGCGGAGGAGAAGGCAUUGCGAGACGAUGUGAAUCGCGAUAAAGAAAUGACCAUGCAACAAUUGCGUGAUCUCGAGACAAAGAACCUGCAACUUGUGCAAGAUCUCAACCGACUCAAGGAGAAGAACGAUGAGCUGGAGAAGGCGAAGAAAGUCCUUCAACUGGAGGUUGAUAGUUUGACUAGCAACGAAGAUGCCAGUGGAAAAACUGUCUUUGAUCUGGAAAAAGCAAAGCGAUUUUUGGAGGAGGAAAAUAUUCGUCUUGGCGAACAAAUCAUCGAGCUCGAGGAUGAAUGCCAGAUACUCGAUGAUAAAAACUCUCGUUACGAGGUGCAGAUGAACGCCAUGCGAGCGGAACUCGCUCGUGAUCGUGAACAACGGGAACAAGAGGAGGACGACAACCGGCGACAGGCCACUAAACAAAUCCGAGAGCUUGAAGAACAACUUGAAGAAGAAAGACGCCAGAAGAGCGUCGCUCUCGCUGCUAAACAAACUCGGCUGGCUGAGAUCAACACCAUGCUUGAAGCCGAGAAGCAAAACAGUGAACGCUGCAAGGAGAUGGCUGAUCGUUCUGCGCAGCGCCAACGUCAACUGAAGAGGCAAAUUGAGGAGCUCGAGGAAGAUGUGGAUCGGGAGAAAAUGAAAAACCGUCAGCUCAAUCACGAGAUCAACGACCUGCAGGAGGGCAACGAUCGUCUUACCACGGAAAACAGUCGCUUGACGGCACGUAUGAAUGCAAUCGAUCGCACAAGUGUUCGUCCUUCGAUGGCUCGUGGAACUACGCGCUACGGAAGCAACAGCUCUCUUCGUGAUUCGUUCACUCGUGAGGGGCCGGAAGCAUUCGACGAUGCGCGUUCAUCUUCUGGAAUCACCGGAAGUCACGGUGCCCGUCUCUCGGAUGCUGGAAGUGAUUCUCGUCUC
This is a messenger RNA of Mesorhabditis belari, 3099 nucleotides long. Lineage: Eukaryota; Metazoa; Nematoda; Chromadorea; Rhabditida; Rhabditidae. The record is from the annotation of a GenBank genome assembly.